Ceratotherium simum simum (southern white rhinoceros) is the source of this 1161-nucleotide messenger RNA. It is a transcript of the gene BCAP31, whose product is annotated as B cell receptor associated protein 31. NCBI's taxonomy places the organism in Eukaryota, Metazoa, Chordata, Mammalia, Perissodactyla, Rhinocerotidae. Gene Ontology annotation, biological process: endoplasmic reticulum to Golgi vesicle-mediated transport; intracellular protein transport. The record is from RefSeq and is a predicted model, not a curated record. Gene Ontology annotation, cellular component: endoplasmic reticulum; endoplasmic reticulum membrane.
GAAACAAGCUCACAUCUCCCUUUUGGAAUCCUUCUAGCAGUAGGAUGAGUCUGCAGUGGACUGCAGUUGCUACUUUCCUCUAUGCAGAGGUCUUUGCUGUGCUGCUUCUUUGCAUUCCCUUCAUUUCUCCCAAAAGAUGGCAGAAGAUUUUCAAGUCCCGCCUGGUGGAGUUGGUAGUGACCUACGGCAACACCUUCUUUGUGGUUCUCAUUGUCAUCCUCGUGCUGCUGGUCAUUGAUGCUGUGCGCGAGAUUUGGAAGUAUGACGACGUGACGGAGAAGGUGAACCUCCAGAACAAUCCGGGGGCCAUGGAACACUUCCACAUGAAGCUUUUCCGUGCCCAGAGGAAUCUCUACAUUGCUGGCUUUUCCUUGCUGCUGUCCUUCCUGCUCAGACGUCUGGUGACUCUCAUCUCUCAGCAGGCCACCCUGCUGGCCUCCAAUGAAGCCUUUAAAAAGCAGGCAGAGAGCGCUAGUGAGGCGGCCAAGAAGUACAUGGAAGAGAAUGACCAGCUGAAAAAGGAAACUGCUGUUGGUGGAGUCAAGUUGGAUGGCAGGGACGCUGAGGUGAAGGCGGGCGAAGAGAACAGGAGCCUGAAGGCUGAUCUGAAGAAGCUGAAGGAUGAGCUGGCCAUCAACAAGCAAAAACUAGAGAAAGCUGAAAAUGAGGCUCUGGCCAUGCGGAAGCAGUCGGAGGGCCUGACCAAGGAGUACGACCGCCUGUUGGAGGAGCAUGCAAAGCUGCAGGCGGCGGUAGAUGGUCCCACGGACAAGAAGGAGGAAUGAGGGCCCUCCUCCCUGCCUGCGCUGGCUGCCACCUGGCCCACGCUCGCUGCUUCCUGAGAGCCCUCGGUACUUCGGUUUGCUCCCUUCCGCUUCCUGGCCCCUUGCACCGCUUGCAGUUCCACGCUCUCCCAGCAUACCACAGGGACCCCGGUUUAUACCCGCUCAGGAUGAGCUUGCUGCUGUCCUGACCGGCCAGGAGCCUUUUGGGCACCUGUCACCUGGCAUGGUGGGACUUGCUGCCCGCUGGGUUGAGCCUCUUUUUGUGUUGUGUGUUGAUGUUCGGGGCUCCAAGGCCCCUUUUCUGUGGUCCUGCAGGAGGCGGGUGGAGCAGGCAGAGUAGAGUUUCUCUUGGGGGCAAUAAAGGUUGUUAUGAAGU